Seminavis robusta is the source of this 2025-nucleotide messenger RNA. The record is from the annotation of a GenBank genome assembly. Lineage: Eukaryota; Bacillariophyta; Bacillariophyceae; Naviculales; Naviculaceae.
AUGAAUAGUCCGACAGAUGACGGGACCGAGAACACAAAUACCCAAGCAGAAGCAACACCAGGCGCAAUUCCUUAUCGAGGUCCGGCAUAUCGAGGACCUGGCGGUGAUUUCUCGACUCUCUUCAGUGAGUAUUCUCAAGAAUCAGGUGGUGGUGAAAGCAACCCACAUCCCUUUGCUUCUGAUGAAAUUAAUGGUUUUAGGAUUCACACCAGUCCGAGUCAGUCGGGAAACCUGGUACAAGCUACUGCGGUGGAAGAAUCUUCUACUGAAUUUGUCGUGACACAAGAGGCCACGCAUAUUGAUGAUCUGGAAGCACAAAACCGAAGGAUGAAGAAGAACGAGUACGAAGCCAGAACAAAGAUUCAGCUCUUGCUGCUGUCUCUAUUGACCGCAUUACUUGUGGUUGUUGUCGUUGUGGUGGUCGUUGUUGCCGCUGGCGCGUCGGACGACAAUGAAGUUGCCACUUAUGCACAGGCCAAAUCCACUAAUAAUGGAACAGUGCCUAUCGGUACAGUUGGCAGUAAUGACUAUGCCGUAUAUCCACUCAUCAGGCCCUAUUUGCCCAAUGUCACACGCCAUGCCAUUGAACGAGAGCUGGCUGUCGGCGCCAAUGCUUCUUCGGCCUCGAGUCCCCAGUACCGAGCAUAUCAAUGGCUCCAAGCAGAUCCUUGGAAGAAAAACUAUACCGCUGCUCGCCUUGUACAGCGAUUUGCAUUGGUCACUCUGUAUUAUGCUACCAAUGGUGAAAAUUGGAAGAAUAAUGGAGUUGGAGGUAUGCAAGAAGUAGAACAUCGGGAAUUCGGUACACCUCGAGUUGAAGGUAUGCUCGCAUUUUCUCUACCUAAACCACCUCCACAUGAAAAUGGUGGUGGUGGCGCCCCCCCCAGGUGGUGGUCCUCCUCCCAAUGCUGGUGGUGGUCCUUCUCCUCCAGGUGGUGGUCCUCCUCCAAAUGGUGCUGGUGGCAGCCCCCUCCGGGCAGCGGGCCUCCUCCUAUGGGUGUUGGUGGCGCCCCCCCUCCGGGUGGUUCUGGUGGUGGCCCCCCUCAUGGUGGGUCUCCUCCGAAUGGUGCUGGUGGUGGACCACCAAGUGUGGCAUCAUCCAGUGAUCUGAUACCUCCAGUUGAAUCAAACAUUGGAGGAAACUCUACGCGGCACCUACGAAGAGAGUUGCAAGACCCACACUACAUCACAUUGACUGUCCAGUCUGAAAAAUGGCUUUCUUACAACACCUCUGAAUGCUUCUGGUUUACGUACACCCCCUUUCGAUUCCAAACAGCUUGCAAUGACGAAAAUGUGUUUCAAUACCUUGACCUGCAGCAAAAUGGUCUUGCAGGGAGGUUACCCGAAGAGGUUGGUCUCUUGACUGGUAUCCAAAGUAUUCAUCUUUAUCGAAACAAACACAUUCAGGGACACAUUCCAACCUCCAUUGGGGGGAUGCGACAGCUCCAAAGCAUUGAGCUGGCAGAAAAUCAACUCACUGGAACACUGCCCAGUGAGCUUGGCUUGCUGACAAACGUCGUAUGGUUGAAUGUUCUGAACAAUCAGCUCCAUGGAACACUCCCAACAGAACUACUUCAAAUGUCCAACCUGGCGGACCUCUUUGCUGACCGCAAUGACCUGACUGGGACAUUCUUGUCUCCAGAUUUGGUCUGCCAAAGUUGGCCCAAUCUGCAAGCUGUCACGUUGGGACGAAACAAGAUGGAAGGCCCAUUGCCUACAUUUGCCAACUGCUCAAGCUUGGGUGCAAUUCAUCUUGAUAACCAGGGUUUUUCAGGCACUAUUCCAGCUGAAUGGGGACACUUGACAAAACUACAGCAUAUAGUUCUUUAUGGAAAUGAAGGUAUUGUGGGACCAGUGCCAAGCACAUUGGGACAGCUUGCAAACUUGACAAAUUUCAAAGUCACUAGGACCGGCAUCAAUGGAACAAUACCCGAGGCACUGUGCGCAAAGGUGGGGGGUGUUCUUCCCGUUGCAAAGUUUGACUGUUCGGCCCAAUUGUGCGGGUGUGAUUGUCUUUGCAACUAG